AUGGCAUCACCGUCCGACGACAUUCCCUCCAUCACUCCGCCGCAGCCUUACAAGAUCCACUUUGAUCAGGCCGACAUUGACCAGUUUCACCGCAAGGUCCAGGAUGCGCGUCUUCCGGCUGCCCCUCUCUACCCCGGUCUGCCCCUCGACAAGAGGGAUGGAGGAGCCGCUGCUGAAUUCAACCCAAAAGCAUUUCCUACUUUGGAGCGGAUGAAGAACAUGCUGGAAAAGUGGAAGAACAAGGAUUUCAAAGCCAUGGAAGAUGAGCUCAAUCAAUACCCACACUACACUACAAAGGUCGACUGGUGUGAUCAACUUCACUUCCUCCACCAACCCUCCACUCGUCCGAGCGCUAUCCCCCUCCUCCUCUGCCACGGCUGGCCUGGCAGUUUCAAGGAAUUCCUGAGUGUCCUCAAGCCCCUUGCUGAACCAGAAGAUCCAGAUGCCCAAGCCUUUCACGUAGUCGCCCCUUCGAUGCCCGGCUAUACCUUCUCCUCACCGGCUCCCACACCCGAGCUGGGCAAAUUCACUGCCAUCGCCCGGCUGUACGACGGUCUAAUGACCGGCCUCGGCUACACACGCUACGGAGUCCAAGGUGGUGACUGGGGAAGCAUCGUCGCCCGCGAGGUAGCCCGGCGAAGUCGUGCUGAUGGGACGGGGUGUCGUGCGUGCCACCUCAACUUCCUCCCGAUGCUGCCUACCCCGCUCGGAAAGACGGUCAGUGGUGCUCUGCUGGUCAUGCCAGAAUGGGCGACUCUUGCUGUCGGCAAGUACAUGUUCGACGCCGAGUGCUAUCGCGCUCUAGAGAAGUCGCUCUUGUACGUACACCACGGCUCAGUCUACUAUACCGUGCAGGCGAAUCGACCUAGUCAGCUCGGCUUCGGAUGUAUCGACUCUCCCGUUGCAUUGCUGGGUUGGAUGAGCUACUUUACAAUGGGCCUCAAUGUCAAAGAGGACAGUGAAGAGCGUGGUCCCGAUCGACGCAAGGGUGAAAAAGGCGCAAUCGAGACCUUCUUCCCAAAUUACGAGACGCUCAACAUCGAUUGGCUUCUCGACGAGGCAUGGCUCUAUUGGGUCACAUCGAGCAUUGCCACUUCUUUCAGGAGCUAUAGCGACAAUGAACACCUUUUGGAAUUCAUCACAAACUCGAAAUACAAGAUUCACGUGCCCUUUGCCUACUCGGGCUUCCCGGAUGAGAUCAUCGACGCUCCUCUGCGGUGGGUGGGAAAGUACGGAAACGUGAGCGAUUUGCGCUGGUAUGCAAAAGCUCCGACCGGCGGACACAUGGCAGCCGCCGAGCGGCCCGAGCUCUUUGUCAAGCACCUACGCGCCGCCUUUGCCCCUGGAGGAAUCGACGCAGUGAGCACUCCUGGGGGACCCAAGUCGAGCUUUGGACCCAAUGGGGAUAAAGGAGCCAUCUUCACCGAGGGGAGCAUUUGGAGGAAAGGAGGGUUGUGGGAUGAUGAGAGGAGGAAGGGAGAGAGGUGA
Molecule: messenger RNA, 1488 nt
Organism: Microstroma glucosiphilum
Lineage: Eukaryota; Fungi; Basidiomycota; Exobasidiomycetes; Microstromatales; Microstromataceae
Product: alpha/beta-hydrolase
Exons: 4
Coding region: 1-1488 (495 amino acids)
Biological process (GO): epoxide metabolic process
Molecular function (GO): epoxide hydrolase activity
Source: RefSeq, a predicted model, not a curated record